AUGGUUAAUAUUCCAAAAACUAGAAAAACCUACUGUAAAGGUAAGGAAUGUCGUAAACACACCCAACACAAAGUUACCCAAUACAAAGCCGGUAAAGCUUCCUUAUUCGCUCAAGGUAAAAGAAGAUAUGACAGAAAACAAAGUGGUUACGGUGGUCAAACUAAACCAGUUUUCAAGAAGAAAGCUAAAACUACCAAAAAAGUUGUUUUAAGAUUAGAAUGUGUUAACUGUAAAACCAAAUUACAAUUAUCAUUAAAAAGAUGUAAACAUUUCGAAUUAGGUGGUAACAAAAAACAAAAAGGUGCUGCUUUACAAUUUUAG
Messenger RNA from Yamadazyma jaroonii, 321 nucleotides. The record is from the annotation of a GenBank genome assembly. NCBI's taxonomy places the organism in Eukaryota, Fungi, Ascomycota, Pichiomycetes, Serinales, Debaryomycetaceae.